This is a messenger RNA of Zygotorulaspora mrakii, 858 nucleotides long. It is a transcript of the gene ISA1, whose product is annotated as Fe-binding Fe/S cluster assembly protein ISA1. The coding region runs from base 1 to 858 and encodes 285 amino acids. Lineage: Eukaryota; Fungi; Ascomycota; Saccharomycetes; Saccharomycetales; Saccharomycetaceae. The transcript has a single exon. Gene Ontology annotation, cellular component: cytoplasm; mitochondrion. The record is from RefSeq and is a predicted model, not a curated record. Gene Ontology annotation, biological process: iron-sulfur cluster assembly. Gene Ontology annotation, molecular function: 2 iron, 2 sulfur cluster binding.
AUGAUUGCGCAAGUAAUACGUAGGGACCGAAUGGGGUUUCUGAGCCAACUAAGUCAAACGCAACGUUUUUUUGGAGGAUGUGCGACGAAGUUGAACUGCUCGAGAACGAAAAAUUCGGGGUCUGUCUCACACGGAAAGAGAUUUCUGCAGAUUUCGUUAAAAGGUGAUAGCAAGUUUGGAAGAAACUCGGAUUCAAGUAUACCACCUCCAUCUACUUCUACGGCAUCUUCUACAGUAUCACCACAGUGGAAUUUUCAACUAGUUUCGUUACGUAAGGGACAAGAACAGAUCAAGGGUCACUGUUCCAGUGGCCCGCAGGGUAGUCACAACCCUUCUUUCUCUCCGAUGAAGUGGUCAAGCUACGCUAUGCCUGCAAAGAGCACUUUGAAGAAGCAAGACCAAGACGCCAAUAUGCAGGAGGAGGACUCCAAAAUGAAACUUCAAAAAGCUGCGCAAGAUGCAAAGGAAAGCAAAAAGCAAGUCACCACUGAGAAUUCGAUUAAGAAAAAAAGGAAGAGAACAAUAAGGCCGCGCAAAGCCCUAAUAACGUUGAGCACGAAGGCUAUAUCGCAUCUUCAGGGAUUGCUAGAUCAGCCUGAGCCUAAGCUUAUUAGAAUUGGCGUCAAGAAUAGAGGCUGCUCCGGCUUAACUUACGACUUGCAAUACAUCACAGAACCUGGAAAAUUUGACGAGGUGGUUGAGCAGGAUGGUGUGAAGGUAUUUAUUGAUUCAAAAGCAUUAUUUAGCAUUGUUGGAAGCGAGAUGGACUGGGUUGAUGAUAAGCUAUCUUCCAGAUUCAUCUUCAAGAAUCCAAAUUCAAAGGGAACUUGUGGGUGUGGUGAGAGCUUUAUGGUAUAG